CCCCUCUUGUCGCGUCGCACGUCCAUACAUCCUUGACUCCAACAUCAACUCAAUUACUGCUGCGCCUCGCCCUCUACAUUCCACCAUCCGCACUUCUGCCGCCCUUCUGCAGACUCGCGCGCAAGCUGAGGCUCUCACCAGUCUAUUCUGUCUUCCCAACCACUCGUUACGCGCACCAGAGCUGCCCAUAUCCCGCCGAGACUGUGACGGGUCCCUGGUCAGAGCUCUCACUUUGUCUUCCCAGAAAAGCAUCAUUCGCCCUGUCUACACCAUGGACCGGGGUCGCUCUCCCUCUGCCUCGCAUGCUCAUAUAAGGCACUCCCCUUCGCCUUCGCCACAUGCUUCCUUCGACCCUUCCACUGCCACUGGCUUAGCCUUGGACCAGCCUCAGUUCACUUCACAGCUCAAUUCGAAUUCUGCCCAGCCAUACGACCUGAACCAAACUAGCUUCGACCCACAAUCAAAUCACUUCGUCGGCAUUGACAACAGUAAUAGCUCGGGAAUCUUUGGAAACACUAUCGAUCCCUCGUUCCUUGACGAUCAGACCUCCAACAACACCUUCCUCGAUCCGUCACUGCUAGACUCGAACUCUCUCAUGAGCCAGAUGGCGACGUCGCAAGCCCACUCACCAACCCCUCCUCACCUCCUACAACCGCAUAACAAUAUGCACCGCGCCACAAGUAUAAGCCCUCACCAUUCGCCGAACCUGAACCAAGGUGGCUUUCCUUCACCGGGCCACUCGAGACAUGCCUCCCUCGAUCCCUCUAGUGCCGCCUUUCCUAUGCAGAAUAUGCAGAACAAUGAGUGGGGGAACAUGAGGUUCGGUCACCACAGAGCACCGUCAGACACCUUCUCCGAUGUCUCUUCAAACUCCGCACAUCCUUCGCCAUAUCUAGGGAACCAAGACAACUUUGAUCCAGAAAACAACCCAUCACCACUCUUGGGAGCCCAGCAGGACCCUGCGUUGUUCCAAGAUCUCUCCAGCUUUGGGCACUUCACUUUGAACGAGAAUCGAGGGCCGUCUCCUGGCCACAGUCCUCAUAUUUCCCCCAGUUUGCUCCCACAGCAACAUCAGCUUCCCCCUUUUACACAGGCCGACAAUUAUGGCCUAGGGCCCAAUUCAGGCAUAUAUUCCAGCCAAGCACAGGAACAGUUUCCGACUCUUGGAGGCACUGUUCAAGACUAUAGUGGUCACGCCGAUCAGAUGUCUCCUCCCGAGAUCAAUAUUGACUUUGCGCCUCCGUCCAGACAAACAAGUUUUGAGCCUCCUAAGCCAGCUCAGCAGCAUCCAGGCGACGCUCUAAGUCCUCCAGACAGAUCGCGAAGCCGGAAUCGCAUGCGCGCAAAGUCUGAUCCUUUCAGCAGUCAAAGCACUCGUGCUUCGAGCCCUGGUGAUGAUCAAGGCCUGUCACCAAGAUCUGCCACUUCACGCUCUCCGUCCCCAUCCACAAAAUCAUCUCGCCGGUCCUCAACGUCCAAUCUGCCUAACCGGGACUACAUCCUGGACCUAGCAGACCCGUCCAGACCUGCCUCAACAGGGUCAGGCACAGAAGGCGGUAACAUGAAGCGCCAACAGAAGCAUCCAGCAACAUUUCAAUGUUCUCUAUGUCCAAAGCGAUUCACACGUGCUUACAACCUGCGCUCACAUCUUCGCACGCACACCGACGAGCGUCCUUUCGUCUGUAGCGUCUGUAGUAAAGCUUUCGCACGUCAGCAUGACCGGAAGAGGCACGAGGGUCUCCACUCUGGAGAGAAGAAGUUCGUAUGUCGUGGCGUCCUCAAAGAAAAUGGAACCUGGGGUUGUGGCCGCAGAUUUGCUCGUGCUGAUGCCCUUGGACGACAUUUUCGAUCAGAGGCGGGUCGUGUGUGCAUCCGGCCCCUGCUUGACGAAGAAGCACAGGAGAGGGGCUGGCAAGAAGAACAACAAAUGCAGCAGCAAAACGGCAUGAUGAGCACGAUGGUACCACCAAUUCCAGGCAUGGAGAUGUCUGCGGGCUCAGCAUUUGGCCAAUACUCCGGUCCUAGCAUGGACAGCGGGAUGGGCAUGCCUGGUUCCUCGGGCGGAUAUGCUUUGCCUGCUGCACUGCUCGCCCAAUAUCCGGCUCUUGCUGGGUUGCAAUGGGACUCGCUUCCACCAGGUCCUCCUGAUGAGUAUGAAGGCGACAUCAGUGCCCGCAGUAGCUUUGAUGCUAGCUCGGGCGGUGAUUUCUACGAGGACGAAGAUAACGGUCAAAGCUACCAGCAACAAGGUUGGGCUAGUGAUUACGAAACCAAACCCCUCGGCAGAUGAUGCAUGACACUUGACGACGAUGACGGCCACGGAUUAACGGCACUUUGAUGGGAAUUUCGAUCGUACAUAUUAGCAUUACUCUUUGGUGGCGUUGUCUAUGUUUUAUUCUGUUUGCACUCUCUUAUUGAUACCACAUGCGUAUGUUUUCUA
Pseudovirgaria hyperparasitica is the source of this 2440-nucleotide messenger RNA. RefSeq lists its product as uncharacterized. Gene Ontology annotation, cellular component: chromatin. Gene Ontology annotation, molecular function: RNA polymerase II cis-regulatory region sequence-specific DNA binding; DNA-binding transcription factor activity, RNA polymerase II-specific. The record is from RefSeq and is a predicted model, not a curated record. Bases 272 to 2290 code for a protein of 672 amino acids. Gene Ontology annotation, biological process: regulation of transcription by RNA polymerase II. Lineage: Eukaryota; Fungi; Ascomycota; Dothideomycetes; Acrospermales; Acrospermaceae. The transcript has 2 exons.